AUGCCUUAUGAGGCACUAGAACAAUUCCAUGCACUUCCAAAAGGCUAUCACAUGCUAAUAGUAUGGUUCAUGACUUCCAAACAUGCCUUACCUAGGCGAUACAAUGAUCAUGCACUUUCACAUGCAGAUACAACUUUUUCAUGCAUGAGGCACAAUCUUGAUGCUUUUGCACCUGCCGAAAAAAUACGGCAAAAGGCCAAACGUCGGUCGUUGACUACAGAUGACUUAUUGGAAAUAUUCACAAAACCUGAAAUCCAUCAAAGAUUUUUUACAUCUCAACCACAAGAAAGGCCGACAAAUGGUGCACUUUUUGCAGUUCACAAGCAAAGUCUUCCAGUGUUUAAAAAUGACGGUUAUCUCUGGGCUAAGGAAUCUCAUGGGAACCGCAUGGUUGGCCGUGUUAAGAAGUUCGAGUGUUUGUAUGCUUGCAAAAAAGGAGAUAAAAAUUUUAAGAGGCAUAUAUAUCAGAUGAUUGAAGGGGAACAUGGAGAUAUAGUUCUUAUUCAUUACCGAUAUGACCCGAAGAAUCAAGAAAACUGGAGACGCGGCACAAAAAUCUUCCCAGUAACCUCUGGAUGUGUCAACCACGACAACUAUCAAUUGCCUUUGGCUCCAAAAACUGCAGAUACAGGCGACCAGAAUAGCAUCCAGGCUAAUGCUCAACCUUCAGAUUCUUCCUUUGGCAAUGUCAACUAUGAAAACUACCAAUUGCCUUCACCUCCAAACACUACAGAUUCAAGUAACCAGAGCAACAUUCAGGGAAAUGCUGAAUCUGCAGAUAUACAGCAGGAUUUGAUGCAGAUAACAGAUGCAGAAUUCUUUGACAUUGUUGGUCAUGACAACUACCAAUCGCCUUUGGCUCCGGAAACUGCAGAUCCAGGCAACCAGAACAGCAUUCAGACUAAUGCUCAACCUUCAGAUUCUUCCUUUGGGAUUGUCAACCAUGAAAACAACCAAUUGCCUUUGCCUCCAAACACUAUAGAUUCAAGUAACCAGAGCAACAUUCAGGGGAAUGCUGAAUCUGCAGAUAUACAGUGGGAUUUGAUGCAGAUAACAGAUGAAGAAUUCUUUGACAUUGUUAGUCCUGACAACUACCAAUCGCCUGUGGCUCAGGAAACUGCAGAUACAGGCAACCAGAACAGCAUUCAGGCUAAUGCUCAACCUUCAGAUUCUUCCUUUGGGAUUGUCAACCAUGAAAACUACCAAUUGCCUUUGCCUCCAAACACUAUAGAUUCAAGUAACCAGAGCAACAUUCAGGGGAAUGCUGAAUCUGCAGAUAUACAGUGGGAUUUGAUGCAGAUAACAGAUGAAGAAUUCUUUGACAUUGUUAGUCCUGACAACUACCAAUCACCUGUGGCUCAGGAAACUGCAGAUACAGGCAACCAGAACAGCAUUCAGGCUAAUGCUCAACCUUCAGAUUCUUCCUUUGGGAUUGUCAACCAUGAAAACUACCAAUUGCCUUUGCCUCCAAACACUAUAGAUUCAAGUAACCAGAGCAACAUUCAGGGAAAUGCUGAAUGUGCAGAUUUACAGCAGGAUUUGAUGCAGAUAACAGGUGCAGAAUUCUCUGGCUUUUAUAACUUUAAUUCAUCUACAGCUAAUAACCUCCCCAAUCCUGCAACACCUGGUAGCCUGAGUGGAUUUCCAGAGUUGAAGAAGCAUAUGGAACCGUCCUCAGAGAAAAAUAAGAAAAAUCUUAAACGACCGAUUGAAAUUCUGGGAGAGCAUCCUGCCAAAAGCUUUGGUCAAGAACAUCAAGAUCAUAUGAGUUUUCAACAGAGCACAGAGUUGCAGGAAGACCGGAACAAUUGUAAACGCAGCAAGAAGCAGCAUAUUGUGGCCACGUCAUGUUCUCCGCCUGGUACUGUUCAUCACAACAUUCAAGGAUCUCCUGCAUCGGGAGGUGGCGUGCCUUUUAAAAAAGUGAUUGAGAAUGAUCUCCCUCCAAAACUUAGUAUACCUGUUAGGCCUUGUGAAUUGCCAGAGUUGACAAAGAAUGUGGAGCAGUUUUCAGACUUGAUUUUCCCUGCUGUGGAUCAUGCUGUUUAUUUUGGCGACACAACAAAUGAAAGUCUAUCUAAAAGAUUUAAAAACAUGUUAUCUCCAAGUUGUCCUGACAGAAAUAUGGCCAAAAUUUCAUUAAAAAAGAUAUUUCAUUUCUGGCUGCAGGAGCAGGCAUUUGAAGGUGAGAAUGGGGUCACUGUUUUGGAUGAGGGUGGUGCAGGUAUGAUACACCUGGCAGCUGGUCUUGGCUAUGAUUGGGUGAUAGAAGCCUUAAUUGCUGAAGCUAAAAUUGAUAUCAAUUUCAGUGAUAAAAAUGGAUGUACUGCACUUCAUUGGGCAGCAUAUUGUGGCAGAAAGAACACAGUUGAGUUUCUCAUCUCUAAACAUGCAGCUCAUGCAUUACCAUCUUUUCCACCUGGUUCUGGGGAAAACACACCGGCGAACUUGGCUUAUGUGGCUGGGCACCAAGAAAUUGGUGAUUUUCUUGAAGAAAUAGUAGAGCUCUCAUUGACAACCCUGGAAUUUCACUUUGAUGAGUGCAUUGUAUAAAUUAUCAAUUAUAGAAUGCUCCUAAAACUGUUAAUCUUUAAGUUGUUGUUUGGAUGAAAAGACAGUUAUUAAUGUUUUGUAAUAAUUAGUUGGGAUGUGAAAGGUGACUGGAAAACCAUUAUUGACAAGUUUUUACUUCCUUA
Messenger RNA from Mangifera indica (mango), 2696 nucleotides. RefSeq lists its product as uncharacterized. Gene Ontology annotation, molecular function: double-stranded DNA binding; protein binding; transcription coregulator activity. The transcript has 21 exons. The record is from RefSeq and is a predicted model, not a curated record. The coding region runs from base 1 to 2553 and encodes 850 amino acids. Gene Ontology annotation, biological process: regulation of transcription by RNA polymerase II. NCBI's taxonomy places the organism in Eukaryota, Viridiplantae, Streptophyta, Magnoliopsida, Sapindales, Anacardiaceae. Gene Ontology annotation, cellular component: nucleus.